AUGGCAGAAUACCAUGGCCUAUCACAAAUAUUCACUACCACAGAAACAUCACUUUACAACAAUUUAUUCAAAUCACCAAAUCCACCUUUUCAUUCUCCAACAGCCCUCAUCUUAGAAAUUUCUCCCAACCCUUUCCCUCAAACAAACCAUACUACUACUACGAAUUUUGUCCCUAUUAUCAAGAACAAUUACAAUUUUGAUAAUUUAGAAAUCCUGGACCACGAACUCGAGACCUAUAGGUCCAAAUUUAAUGGUCAUGGUCAUGAUAAUAGUAAUAAUUGUAACGUUUAUGUAGCGGGGCAUGUACUUGUUUAUCCUAGCUAUAAUGGUUUUUUUGAGAAACCUGGAUUAUUUUUAGACCAAAUGUUUGUGAGGAAGUGUUAUAGAGGGAUGAAGUUUGGGAAAUUGUUGUUUUCUGUUGUUGCAAUGCAAGCUGAGAAAAUGGGAAUGGGGAUGGUUGAUUGGCUUGUGGCUGAUUGGAAUGAAGAAACUAUUAAUUUCUAUGAGAAAAUGGGAGCUCAUUAUAUUCCUGAAUAUAGGCUUUGUAAAUUGUAUGGUGAUCAACUUCAAGCAUUUGGUAGGAAAUCUGAUUGA
Solanum stenotomum is the source of this 594-nucleotide messenger RNA. RefSeq names its product L-ornithine N5-acetyltransferase NATA1-like. NCBI's taxonomy places the organism in Eukaryota, Viridiplantae, Streptophyta, Magnoliopsida, Solanales, Solanaceae. The coding region runs from base 1 to 594 and encodes 197 amino acids. Gene Ontology annotation, molecular function: N-acetyltransferase activity. The transcript has a single exon. The record is from RefSeq and is a predicted model, not a curated record.